CUGUGCUUUUAGGCAGGUCAGUAACGACGCGAAGGCUAUGCCGUAUCAUACUAGUACAUAUUGACAGACAGACAGUGACGUUUCCGCAUCCUGCUUUCCCCCAGACAUGAGUGGCUCCGCAACGCCAACGUCAGACACCGUUUCUCCACGUUCGCAACGUUUCCGAGACUCGGUUCAUAACAUCCCGACACCUGGUACAGAAGUACACCGGCCCAAGCGCUAUGAGCCUAUUGUUUUGAACAUCUACAUCGUUGGGAGCAUUGGUCUACUCAUGAUAUGUUUGGGUAUUGUGCUUGAAAUAGCUCUGCACAUAUCAGAUAGAAGCAAUGGCUUCUCCGUACCUGAAAAGAACGUGAUCACCUUCGUAUCAACUCAAUUCCUAACGUCGUUUGUUCCGACUUUAUUGGUAGUCCCACUCGCGUAUUUCUGGGCUGUAGCAGACUGGAUGCUCAGAUGGUACCAGCCAUAUGUCACGCUAUCCGAGGGCAACGCACCUGCAGCACGCAGUAUUCUACUAGACUAUAUCGCGCUCAAUCGAUUAACCACUUUAUACUAUUCCCUCAAGCACCGGCACUGGUUAAUAAAUGUAUCAACACUCACCGCCCUUUCUGCCGUCUUCAUGCAGCCGCUUGCUGGAUCCCUAUUUCAGGUACGACAGGUACCCUACGCAGCAGCUGCCACCGCAACAAGCAUGCGCAACGUCGGGCUGUCGACUACCAUCAAUCAACUCACUUCAUUUCUAGCUUCUGCAGGGUAUGUAGAUGCUGCAGUGUACAAUAACCUUCAAGAUCCGUCAUUCGUUCAUGGCGGAUGGUCUGCUGCUCCAUUCGCGCCCCCUGCAGGUUCCAUUUUGAACGGAACUCUAGCCGUAAACACCACUGCUAUUCAAACGCACGUCAACUGCACAAAACCAACCUCUUUCACGACUACCAAUCUCACCAGCUCGAAUGUUGCAUUAUCAGCUACCUUUUCGCCUAGCUGUAACGCCAGUCUCAGUCUUGACCCUAACGAUGGUCCCGACCAAUUCUCUGUGACAGCAGCGUCGACGUGCGCACCCUCGUAUCAGGAUCAAAACUUUCAGCCCGUCGUAUUCUGGUAUUAUCAUCUGUCUGAUAACGGAGACGCACUAGGGACUGCUGUUUUCUGCCAACCGAGUAUCGCCAUUUUCGUAGUCGCGACUACAAUGAAUCUCAAUGAUGGAUCUAUGGGAGCCUGUAUAAUCGUGGAGCCCUUUGAGAACACUAAUAACGUUACAGGCAAUCCUUUGAACGGCGAAGCUUUCAAUGGAGUCAUGUUUGAUGCGAGCAACAACACGUACCUUAUCGCCAGGUCUCUCGCCAUCAACUCGGGUAUUCCAGGAGCUAUAUAUCGCUUCGCUUCGCAGCAACCGAACGGUCCACAAUCCGUAUUCGAUGAUCCUUAUGGAUUCGUCAAUGCCACAAAGAAGAUCUAUACACAAUAUCUUUCUAUUGCCGCGCAAACCAUCUAUUUCCUGCCAAACAACGAGACUAUCCCUGCCCAGCUGACAUCAGAUCUCCCAAGGUUGUUCGUUGAAAGUCUACCAGCACACCUACUUUCCAUAUUAUUCAUUUGCAUCGGAAUUGCAUCCCUCAUCGUUCACGUCCUGCACAAGCGCUCUCGUAGAAAUCUUUGGUUGACCAGUCCACCCGGCUCGAUCGCAACCAUCGUAGCCCUCACAUCGCGUUCUGGCUUUGGCGAUCUCCUUCUGCCCUAUGACGACGUAUCGCGCAUGAAAAGCAACCUCGCCGGUCUUACCUUCCGUCUUGAUAAACGAACGGGCGCCAUAGUCGCGGAAGAAGACUUUGGCGUCGGCAAUACCUCUGACAAUGCAGCGCUGUUGGGCGGUAAAGGGGAUUAUGACAUGAAAAUGGGAGCGAACAACUUCUCUCCGCUGUCGCGCACAUCCUUCAAGGACCAGGCUGAAUUUGAAAGUUCUUGAUGGAAGGCUUUGCAUGUUGUCCUGUCUCCCAUGUGGGCCGGUUUUGAUAGAUGUUACACGCGAUUUAUUUGACAUUUACCGUUAUAUUUCGACUAUCCUUCGUUUAAUUUGACUAGCGUCCCUUCUCUCUCCACCUCGUUGAAAACAUGUGUGUAGUUUGUCAUCAUCACGAUGCUGUGUCCUCGAUCGAGAGUGAUAGACUAAUGUAUUGAUGCCUUGUGCCUUCGCCUCAGCCGUAAGAAUUGAG
Molecule: messenger RNA, 2207 nt
Organism: Suillus plorans
Lineage: Eukaryota; Fungi; Basidiomycota; Agaricomycetes; Boletales; Suillaceae
Exons: 14
Coding region: 107-1960 (617 amino acids)
Source: RefSeq, a predicted model, not a curated record